AUGGCUGUCUUAUUCCUCCUCCUUCUGUGCCUACAUGGGCUCCCCCAGGCUGCUGCAGACAACAUCCAGGCCAUCUAUGUGGCACUGGGGGAGGCAAUGGAGCUGCCAUGUCCUUCACCACCCACCCUGCAUGGAGACGAAUUCCUGUCCUGGUUCCGCAGUCCGGCAACAGGCUUGUCCACUGCUUUAGUGGCCCACGUCCAAGUAGCCAGGCCAGCCCCAGACCCUGGGAAGCCCGGAAGGGAAUCCAGGCUCAAACUCCUGGGAAACAACUCUUUGUGGCUGGAAGGGUUCAAGGAGGGAGACGCUGGGCGGUACUGGUGCGCCGUGCUGGGUCAGCACCACAAGUACCAGAACUGGAGGGUGUAUGAUGUCUCCGUGCUCAGAGGAUCCCAGUUCUCUGCGAGGGCUGCAGAUGGAUCUCCCUGCUCUAUCCUGCUGUGCUCUGUGGUCCCCGCCAGACGCCUGGACUCUGUGACCUGGCUGGAGGGGAGGGGUCCUGUGAGGGGGCGUGUGCAGUCCUUCUGGGGUGAUGGGGCUGCCAUGCUCUUGGUGUGUCCUGCGGAAGGGCUUCCUGAGCCCAGGGGACGUAGACCAAGAAACAUUCGCUGCCUCAUGCCUCAGAACAAAGGGAUCAGCUUUAGGCUGGCAGCCUCCAUGGAUGCCUCCCCUGCGCUCUGUGCCCCUUCCACAGAGUGGGGUGCACCCUGGAUCCUGAUGCUGUUGCUCACAGUGGGCCAGGGCUUCACCAUCGUGGUCCUCAGCGUCAUGCUCUGGAGGCGGAGGGUCCAGGGGACUAAGCACAGAAAUGCCUCGUUUCCUCAGUUCAAACCCGAGAUCCAGGUCUAUGAGAACAUCCAUUUGGCCCAUCUCAGACCACCUGCCCCUAAGACCAGGUGA
This is a messenger RNA of Balaenoptera ricei (Rice's whale), 900 nucleotides long. RefSeq names its product lymphocyte antigen 6 family member G6F (gene LY6G6F). NCBI's taxonomy places the organism in Eukaryota, Metazoa, Chordata, Mammalia, Artiodactyla, Balaenopteridae. The record is from RefSeq and is a predicted model, not a curated record. The transcript is spliced from 6 exons. The coding region runs from base 1 to 900 and encodes 299 amino acids.